Amoebophrya sp. A120 is the source of this 1042-nucleotide messenger RNA. The record is from the annotation of a GenBank genome assembly. NCBI's taxonomy places the organism in Eukaryota, Dinophyceae, Syndiniales, Amoebophryaceae.
UCCAGCGAAGAAUCGUCUACGAAUUUAGCUACUGCAAAGCCCCUGGACUGCGCGAGCCCCGACUGUGUUUUGGUGAAGUUGCCGGCCACUGGGGAGGCGAAACAAUAGUUGGACAAGAUGGAGGAACAACACAGGCGAACGGGGCUGGCGUUCUCGAGUCAGCUCGUCGCGACGCGUGGUACUAAUUUGUUCCUGGAACGCCUGAUAUGAUUGUGCAAUAGUAGCGCUUCUUGAUCCUCUAUUGCAGCUUUGUGAUUUUUUUCUGCGCACUUCGUGCCGGCAGCCUAUUCUCUUCUCUUAAUCAGGUACUACGUUUGCAAAGGCAAGUGGAUACCAGCCCGGCCUUCUUGACGAGGAGUGCGACAGUCACCACGUAGUCUCUGUCCGCUGCCGCUUUCGUUCUCAACAAGAAAGCUUUCGCAUUUAUAUUUUUGUUUAUUCCUUCGUUUGUCCGUAUGCCUACAUGUAGAUGUACAUGCGAUCUAUGAUAGGGGUAGCUCGUCUCAGCAUAACUUUGCGUUUUUUCAAAAUGGUUGAAAGUACAAACGUCGAUAAUAGGGUCCACGAAGCUUGGCCUUCUGUUGCAUGUUCGGACUUUUUAGAAGGCUUGGAAAUUUGUCAUGUAUAGUGUAGGCCGUCCUCCUACACUGUUAUCGUUUAUUCUUCAGGGUCAGAUCAGUAGCUCUAGCUCCUGCUACACCUUUUAUUUUUGCAUGACUCUUCGCUGUAAUUUCUCAUGGUCAGUUCGGUAGCAUCAGCUACUCCUUCUAGUUUUACCCUCGUUUUUCUCCUCCAGGGACGCUGGGAACCUCGCCACUGAUGAGUUCACCAGGGUUCUUUGAGCUAUUAUGGGUUUCGCUGUGCAUUGUUAUAUUUUUCUGUGACACAUCUGAGAAGGAGGAAACUUGACAUGAAUAGGGUUCGAGGUCGUUACUUUUUUUUUGCAUCCUUGUCCCCGACGAAACAUAAAAAUGAACGCCAAUCACACACCAAGACUCAUAUUAUUUAUAGAAAACUGCAUUGCAGCUUGCCUAACGACCGC